Messenger RNA from Geodia barretti, 296 nucleotides. NCBI's taxonomy places the organism in Eukaryota, Metazoa, Porifera, Demospongiae, Tetractinellida, Geodiidae. The record is from the annotation of a GenBank genome assembly.
AUAGCACUACUUGAAAUAUUGCAUACUUGAAAUAUUGCAUACUGGAAAUAUUGCAUACUUGAAAUAUUGCAUAGUGGCCUGAGUUUCUGGUUCAGAUGCUGCACUUUCACCACGGUAUGCUUCACUGCAGGCGGAGUUUGAGCUCCCAAUCUGACAGAGAGAAGAUGAUCCGGGGUUCACCCUGCGAUUCUUUCUCCACAGACGGUCACCAUUCCAAGUGUACUGAGAAAAUGAUGAUGACAUUGUGUCUAAUAAAUAUGCAAAACAAUACUGUUUACCUCGUAUCCAUCGGGGUU